AUGACGUCAAGUGGUGACGGCCUUGCGUUGUCCUCGACGCAGCGUCUUGUUCGCGGUAAUGUGACGCCUAGUCGAGCGUCGCGGUUCUUCUUGCCACGCACACCGUGUCCGCGUCAGGAUCCUCUGUGCACGCCUGAACGAGGCACAUCCGCCGUCAUUGAUAUUGAGGCUUCGACGCCGUACUCGGGCAUGUCACCCUAUGAUGCCGAUCAUACUCAACAAUCCUUGUCGUCGUCUCCAGCGUCGAGUGAAGUGCUCACACCCAAGCAUGAGUGCGAGCGAGAAUGGCCAUCGUCGCCGACCCUUGACCGCAAGAGACCCAGAGCCCAGCGCUCUUAUACCCCGACCGGACAUGCUCGUCUGGAUUGUAUUGAAGACGUACCAGCUCUUUCUCUGACGAGACACGCAGAGACACGUACUGUGUCGAUGCCGUCGUCCAUGUCACGCUAUCCACUCGCCACACAUGCUGGGCCUCGUAUUCCACUAGCGUGGCAGCGCGUACAGAGCCGAUUCACUUCGCAUGCACGACACGCACGUGCGUUUCUCUCGUCAUUUCGUACAGAUGCGGACUCGUACUACCACCUCGAGUCAGGGUGCAUCCCGCAUGGCACGUCCAGUCCGUUGAGUGCUGCGUACAUGCACAGCGCAUGUGCAACGAGGGAUACACCACAGUGCCUCGCUGUGGGUGAUGACGAGGGCCGUGUCCAUCUGCUUGAUACCCUUCGGCCUCCGCAUGCUCCAGAUGCUUGCCGGCAUGUGACGGAGCCUCUGUUGCAUGGCUCGAUCUUUGCUUUGGACUGGCGCAAGGAUGACCGUGUGAUUGCACUAGGGGGAAGCGACUAUUCUGUGAGCGCAUGGGAUGUCGAGCAUCAGCUCUGUGUCGCCUCAUAUGAUGCGCACCGAGGAAGUCCGCGAGCCUUGGCAUGGGAUCCAAAUGAGGCGGCGGGGGGGCGAAUUCUUGCGAGUGGCGGUCGGGAUGGCGACGUGUACAUAUGGGAUCUGCGGAUGUCGGAGGCUGCAUUGCAUAUCCCACGAGCACACGGUAUGCCUCGCACGCGUCGCCUGCCAACACAGGAGCGACAGCGACCGAGGCCUCGUCGACGAGCGUUGCAACCCACCGGGUCGGCUGGCGUCACGGCGCUUGCCUUCGUACCGGGCCAUGGCCUAGCAACGGCAUGCAGUGAAAACGCGAUUGUCCAUGUAUGGGAUAUGCGGAAGGCGCAUUGUAGUGCGAGCAGUGUGGACUGCUCCAAGCGAGCGUCGUGGAACACGCGGCCCCACGGCAUCUCGUCGUUGGUCGUCGCACACAGCCGUCGCGAGAUGUAUGCUGCUUGUACAGACGGCUGUAUCUAUGUGCUCAAUACGGACGACGUGGCGCGUCCUUUGAUACCGGGACGCGUAUGUGCCUUGCAUCACGAGAUACAAAGACAAAAUACAUUGUAUGCGCGCUUAGCACUGUACCAUGACACAUACCUAGCACUGGGUUGUCACUCUGGCGAUGUGGUCGUUUGGGACGUGUCGAAGCCGAUGUCUAUGACGCCGUUGGUGGAUGAAGCAGGUAUCUCGCGCGAAGGAGGCAUCGUUCUCCCUCGUGCACACGAGCUCAAGUACGUAUUGAUGCAUACACGCACCCCUCGUCGAAAAAAAAAAACGUACAUCUAG
Malassezia globosa CBS 7966 is the source of this 1662-nucleotide messenger RNA. RefSeq lists its product as uncharacterized. Gene Ontology annotation, molecular function: protein-macromolecule adaptor activity; protein binding. The coding region runs from base 1 to 1662 and encodes 553 amino acids. The record is from RefSeq and is a predicted model, not a curated record. Gene Ontology annotation, cellular component: nucleus. The transcript has a single exon. Gene Ontology annotation, biological process: proteasome-mediated ubiquitin-dependent protein catabolic process. Lineage: Eukaryota; Fungi; Basidiomycota; Malasseziomycetes; Malasseziales; Malasseziaceae.